Molecule: messenger RNA, 1080 nt
Organism: Camellia sinensis
Lineage: Eukaryota; Viridiplantae; Streptophyta; Magnoliopsida; Ericales; Theaceae
Source: RefSeq, a predicted model, not a curated record
AAUUCAGAAGAAAGAAGUAGGAAUUAGAAGAGAAGGCAUAUAACAAUAACAACAAAUGGGGAGAGAAGAAGGAAAGAGCAAGAUAUUGAUAUUUGGGGGAAGUGGUUACCUUGGUAACUACAUGUUGAGUGCUAGCCUUUCUAUGGGCCAUCCAACUUAUGCUUACCUUCGCCCAAUCAAACCUAAUUCUGAUCCUUCCAAGCUCCAACUCCAUCAUCAUUUCCAAUCCCUUGGAGUCACUCUUUUCCAUGGGGAACUAGAUGAUCACGAGAAGCUGGUAGCAGUACUUCGACAGGUUGAUGUAGUGAUCUCUACACUUGCAGUGCCUCAACAUCUUCUACAACUCAAAAUUAUAGAUGCUAUCAAAGAGGCUGGCAAUAUCAAGAGAUUUGUCCCAUCAGAAUUUGGAAAUGAUGUUGAUAGGGUAAGCGGGCUGCCACCCUUCCAAGCACUGCUUGAUAACAAGAAGAAGAUAAGAAGGGCAACAGAGGCAGCUGGGAUACCACAUACUUAUGUUUCUGCAAACUCAUUUGCUGCUUAUUUUGUUGAUUACUUACUCCAUCCUCGUGAAAACCAUGAUCAAGUUACCAUCUAUGGCACUGGUGAAGCCAAGGCUGUGUUAAAUUACGAGGAAGAUGUGGCGGCGUACACAAUAAAAGCAUCCACAGAUCCAAGGGCUUGCAAUCGAGUCAUUUUCUAUAGGCCCCACCUUAACAUUGUCUCUCAAUUGGAUUUGCUCUCGUCUUGGGAAAAAAAAACUGGACGUUCUUUCAAAAGGACCUAUGUAUCAGAGGAAUCUAUAGUCAAACUUUCCGAAAGUAAGUGCCCAGACUACAAAUAUACUUCUGUGGAUGAUCUUCUUGACAUUUGUUUGGUUAACCCUCCCAAACCCAAACUCGCUGCAUUUUCCUAAUCAACACCGUACUGCAGAUAUAUAUUCAAUAAGAAGUUCGAUGACAAACAUAAUGUGAUAUAAAAAUAUCAUAAGUGUAGCAUCGUUGCUACUAUUUUCCCCAUAAAUGUUGUGUAUUAGUCGCUUUCAUCAAUUAUCCAAAUGUAUGGAAUAAGGUUUAAUUAUUA